Molecule: messenger RNA, 213 nt
Organism: Cordyceps fumosorosea ARSEF 2679
Lineage: Eukaryota; Fungi; Ascomycota; Sordariomycetes; Hypocreales; Cordycipitaceae
Exons: 3
Coding region: 1-213 (70 amino acids)
Source: RefSeq, a predicted model, not a curated record
AUGCCUUCGCAGGAACAGGUUCCCCAGCAGCAGCAGCCCAUGGCUGCCACCAACCCCCAGGUUGAAGCUGCCCGCCCCAGCAGCGAACAGCCCCGCCCUGCUGAGCCCAUGAGCGUCGGUCUUCGUGGUGGCCACAACGGCGAGGGUGAGGCUAUCUGCUGUGGUCUCUGCGCCGGCCUUUGCUGCUUCGAGUGCUGCGAGUGCUGCUGCUAA